CAACAAUUCAAUGUCCUUGCAAACAUAUUUCAAUGCAUUAUCAAUCAUUCAUAUCCAUAUCAGUUCGAUAUCAUCCUAUUUGUUCUAGUUUAUUCAUAUCUGAUAGAUGGAUUAAUAUUCUUUUCAAUACAAAUAUAAGCUUUUUUUAUCCAAUUGAUUUUCGAUCAUCAGCUACAGGUCAAUUUCAACUACUUGCAUCGCUUUGUUCACUUGCUUUGACAUCAGUAUCGGAUGCUAUUGAUGACUUUCUUUCGGCUAAUUUUCUAACACCAGAUGUUUUCUCACGUUUACAAUUCGAUGAACAAAUUCGAGCACAAAGUUUGUUUGUACAAAUAUCAACAGCAAAUGUUUUCCAAAAUCUACUUCGUCUCCUACGUUCGACUACUUACAGUAAUCGAUUACAGACUGCAUUACAAACAUCUCGAUCAUAUUUAUUCGAACUCAAUGUUAAUAAUACAGCAUCGGUAUUUUCAUGGGGUCCGGCUUUUCUUGAUAUUAGAAGAAUGUAUUGUUAUUGUAAUCUUGGAGCAACAUGCUUCUUGCCCUCUACUUUCUAUCUUCCUACUGCUUAUGCCGUUCCUACUUAUGGCGUAUAUAGAGGGACUAUACGACCCAUGGCUAAUGUGACCGGUUUCGUAGCUGGAUGCUAUCCUAUUGAAUCAGUUCUUCGAUCAACACUCGAAUGUUUCUUUGAUUCAUCUUGUUUAAAUACAGUGCUACAAUUCUUUUCUUUAUCCAUCAAUAGCACUUUUCAUAGUUUAAAUCACAAUCAAACACGAUUUCAUCCACAAGAUUCUAUCGAGAGAUUAGUCAAUGAAUUAUUUGUCGAAGAUUGGACAACAAUAAGAUCAUUUUCAUCAUAUUAUGCACAAUGUGAGCCCAUUUCAUGUACGUACACUUUCACACGCCAUAAUAAUGUAUUGUACAUAAUAACGAAAUUGUUCGGUCUCUACGGUGGACUCACUAUUGCUCUUCGUCUUCUCGUGUCACAUACAAUUGGUUGGUGGCGUACACGUACCAAUCGACCGAGACAUCCGACAAAUGUUAAUACAAGUAAGUCUCACUACUACACAGUCAUGUACUAA
Molecule: messenger RNA, 1085 nt
Organism: Rotaria sordida
Lineage: Eukaryota; Metazoa; Rotifera; Eurotatoria; Philodinida; Philodinidae
Source: the annotation of a GenBank genome assembly